CUAUAUAGGUCAGAGCAGGUUUCUGGGCCCCAGGGAGUGAAACUAAUUCUCAGUUGCUCUCCCUUCAGAGCCAUGGCUGCAGAGAACCAUAUACAGUGUCUCCAGGAUGCUGCAACUUGCUCCAUCUGCCUGGAGUUCUUCAAGGAUCCAGUGAUGAUUACAGAUUGUGGGCACAACUUCUGCCAAGCCUGCAUCACGCCGUGUGAGGAAGGGUUGCAUUCAGACAUCUUCUGUCCUCAGUGCAGAGAGACUUUUCCCCAGAGGAACCUCAGGCCUAACAGGCAGCUGGUGACUGUUACAGAUGUAACAAAGCGACUGAGUAUGUGGGCAGCUCAAAGAGGGGAGCGAGUGUGUGAGGAACAUGCAGGCGCCUUGAAGCUCUUCUGUGAAAUGGACCAAAAACCUCUGUGCUUGAUCUGCCGAGAGUCCUGGGCACACCAAGCUCAUGCUGUGGCUCCCAUUCAGGAGGCUGCCCAGCGGUACAAGAAGCAAAUUCAGAUGCACCUGGAGAAUCUCGUGGAAGAAAGAAGAAGGCUCGAAGAACUGAAACUGACUGAAACUCAGAAACACCAGAAAUAUCAGCAAAAGGCAGCAGCCGAGAGGCAGAAGAUUGUGUCUGAAUUUGAGCAACUGCGGCAGUUCCUAGAGGAACAAGAGCAACUCCUGUUGGCCUGGCUGGGAGAGCUAGACAGGGAGAUAGAGAAGAGUCAGGAGGAAACUGGUAGCAAACUCUCUGAGCAAAUUUCUGAUCUCAACAGCCUGAUCAGGGAGAUGGAGGAGAAGUGCCAGCAGCCACCAAGUGACCUCCUGCAGGACAUCAGAAGCUCACUGAGAAGGUGCAAGAGAGGGGAGUUCCAGCUUCUGGGGAUGAUUUCCCCUGGCCUGGAAAUAAGACUCAGGAACUUGUCUGAACAAAAUCUAACUCUCAAGGAGACUUUCAGGAAGUUUCAAGAUGCUCUGCCAUCUGACCUGGAAAAGGGUAUGCGGGAACCUCAGGGAUCGUAUAACAAGGUGAAGGUGACUCUGGACCCAGACACGGCUCAUCCCCAGCUCUCCCUGUCUGAGGAUUGGACAAGUGUCAGAGGUGCAGACACACAGCAGGAUCGGCCCAACAUACCUGAGAGAUUUGACAUGUGGUGCUGCGUGCUGGGCCGUGAGGGAUUCACCUCAGGGAAGCACUGCUGGGAGGUGGGGGUGGGGAAAGGGGAAGGCUGGGCUCUGGGGGUCGCCAGAGAGUCUGUGAGGAGGAAGGGACAGAUCAGCCGUAACCCUGACGGGGGGAUCUGGGCUGUGCAGUGGUGGGAGGGUGACUUCUGGGCUCUCACUGCCCCUGGGCCUACCCCCCUGUCCCUGAAGCAGGUCCCCAAGAGGGUCCGGGUGUAUCUGGACUAUGAAGGAGGGAAAGUGGCAUUUCUAGAUGCUGAUACUGAGGAUCCAAUCUACACCUUUCCACCAGCCUUUUUUGCUGGAGGUAAGAUCCACCCAUGGCUUUGGGUCUGCAGAGGAUCCCAGCUCACACUGUGAGGCACAUGGGAAUGAAGAAACAGACUGCUCUUUAUGACCCACUCCAGCCGUCCCUGUGCUAUAAUCCAGAACCUGCUUAAGAUGGCAGGCUGCAGUUUGGAUAGACCAGCCUAUCCCAUUUUAUCAGGUGUUACUAGAUCUGGGAUGAAGAGCCCCUGGAACUGCAGAAGGAGCAAAGGUGCCCUAAGGGGCCUGGAGGCACUGGUGAGGUUUCAGUGAUCAACAUAAUUCUGCGGGUUGUUGAGGGAAAGGGGGUAUCACUAAUUUCAGGCCUGUGGGAUAAAGAGAUGUUGGUGCAGCAGAGAAAGAAUGAAUUAGGAUUUGCGAGCUUGGGGAGAACAGACAAUUCAGCAAUGGAAGGACUGACCAAGAACAUAACAUAUAUUCCCUAAGACCCUAAUUCUCAAACCAGGGAGUUGGUGAUGAGUAGUUCACUAUUCACUUUAUCCACACCCUUCACGAUUCCACAGACUUCUGUCAUAUCCCCCCCUUGGCCUUCUCCUUUUCAAACUGAUGAGUCCUAGGCUUUUCAGUCUCUCCAGGUUUGGCAGCUGCUCCAUACCUCCGGUCAUCUAUGUUGCUUUUCUCUGUACUUUCUCUAAUUCCACAACAUCCUUUCCAUGAUGUGGGGACCAGAACUGCAUGCAUCAUUCUAGAUAUGAGUGCACCAUGGGUUUAUACACUAACAUAGUGAUGUUUUCUGCUGUAGAGCCCUGGUUGAGGAUGGAUGUUAUGUUGGCCAUUCACCUGUCCUGUGGCACAGAGGCUAUUUGUCAUGAUAGAUUACACACUGUUGCCAAGAGUUCUGCAGUUUCUCAUUUGAGUUUCUCCAGAAUUCUUGGCCAUGUGAAUAAUAUCAUCUGUUCCCAGCAACUUGCUGCUGUUUAAUUGAUCAAUUUGCUCUACAGCCUCCUCUCCUGUCACUUCAAUUUGAUUUGUCUCUAGAUUUCUCUCUUUAGAAAAACUGAUCCAGUGUGGGGAUCUCCCUAAUAUCUUCUGUAGUAAAGACUGGUACAAAGAAUUCAUUUAGCUUCUCUGCCCUGGCCUUGCCAUCCCUAAAUGCACCUUGUACAUCAGCUGUCUGACUGGCUAUCUGCUUCUGAUGCUUUAUAAAAAAAAUGUAUAUUGCUAACUUCAGCAUCUUUCACAAAACACUUUUUUUUUGCCUGACUUCUUGCAUUUGACCAUCCAGAGUUUGCACAUUGUUCCUGUUUUCCUCAUCUGGACAUACCUUCCCUUUUGAAGUGAUGUCUUUUUGCCUUUCAUAUUCUCCUUAACUUGGCUAUUAAAUCAUGGACCACUAGGCACAGGCUUUUUUGAUCUGCAGCACACCUGAAGACUUUAAUACAAUAUUUUAAAACACUUCCAGGCUGCCAACUGGCCUUUUCCCCCUCCGCUCUUCCUUUUAACCUUUUUCUAACUCAUUUCUUCAUUUUUGUGUAAUUUACUUUACUAAAGUUAAAUAUCAAGGCAGUGGAUGUUUUUGCCUAACUCCUUUCCAUUAAAAAGCUGAAUUCUGAUUACAUCCUGAUUCCUAUUUCAGAGUGACUCACCUACCACUGCCCCAUGAACCAGGUCCUGUAUAUCACUCAGGAUUAGUUUUAGAAUUGCUGCUUCUCUUGUGAGCCUCAGGACUCAUUGUUCUAGAAAGCAAAACUUAGGCAGACAUUUUAUCUGUGGAUCUCACCUUUACCUAGUCUGUGGGCAUGUCUACAUGUGAAAUUAUUGUGCCUGAAACAACUCUAGUGCAGAUCUCACAGAAGUUUUUGCUCUUGGGUGUGCAGUUUGCACAUACACCCAGGACUGCAGCAUGUUGAGCCAGGGCAGAGCAGCUCUGGCUGGCAGGGAUCCCCGGGGUUCAGUCU
Messenger RNA from Gavialis gangeticus (Gharial), 3389 nucleotides. RefSeq names its product zinc finger protein RFP-like. The coding region runs from base 73 to 1524 and encodes 483 amino acids. Gene Ontology annotation, molecular function: protein binding; zinc ion binding. The record is from RefSeq and is a predicted model, not a curated record. NCBI's taxonomy places the organism in Eukaryota, Metazoa, Chordata, Crocodylia, Gavialidae. The transcript is spliced from 7 exons.